Messenger RNA from Strongylocentrotus purpuratus (purple sea urchin), 4682 nucleotides. RefSeq names its product coatomer subunit beta (gene copb1). The transcript is spliced from 24 exons. The record is from RefSeq and is a predicted model, not a curated record. Gene Ontology annotation, molecular function: structural molecule activity. Gene Ontology annotation, biological process: intra-Golgi vesicle-mediated transport; endoplasmic reticulum to Golgi vesicle-mediated transport; intracellular protein transport. The coding region runs from base 126 to 2996 and encodes 956 amino acids. Gene Ontology annotation, cellular component: COPI vesicle coat; cytoplasm. NCBI's taxonomy places the organism in Eukaryota, Metazoa, Echinodermata, Echinoidea, Camarodonta, Strongylocentrotidae.
CAUUGGGUCAACUCUGCUCAAUAGAUGGCGCUCUAAACCGCCACGUAGAAAUUCAUUUGCUGUCAUUUUCGCAAAAAUUUUCAAUUUUUUCUUCAUUGUACUGAGGAUCUGGAAACGGAAUCAAGAUGACGUCUGCUUUAGAGCUCUCCUGCUACACGCUCAUUAACAUGAACAUGGACGUAGAGCCCCCUAACGAGAUGCAGCUCAAAAACGACAUAGAGAAGGGAGAUACCAAGACCAAGACUGAAUCUCUGAAGAAGCUCAUCUACAUGAUCCUCAACGGAGAGAAGUUUCCUGGAAUCUUGAUGCAUGUCAUCAGAUUUCUACUGCCUCUCAAGGACCACACGAUCAAGAAGCUGCUGCUGAUCUUCUGGGAGAUUGUUCCCAAGACACACCCGGAUGGCAAGCUCCUGCAGGAGAUGAUCCUUGUAUGUGAUGCAUACAGGAAGGAUCUUCAGCAUCCCAACGAGUUCAUCCGCGGCUCCACCCUCCGCUUCCUCUGCAAGCUCAAGGAAGCCGAGCUCAUCGAACCACUCAUGCCCGCCAUCAGGGCGUGUCUUGAGCAUCGCCAUAGUUAUGUCAGGCGCAACGCAGUCUUGGCCAUCUUCACCAUCUACAAGAGCUUUGAUACACUGAUACCUGAUGCCCCCGAGCUCAUCCAUAACUUCUUAGAACAGGAGCAGGAUGCUUCCAGUAAGAGAAACGCCUUCAUGAUGUUGAUACAUGUUGACCAGGAGCGAGCCUUGGAUUACCUGAGUACCUGUAUUGAUCAGAUUCAUUCCUUCAAUGACAUUCUACAGCUGGUCAUCGUUGAGCUUGUCUACAAGGUGUGUCAUACCAACCCCUCUGAGCGUGCCAGGUUUAUCCGUUGCAUCUACAACCUGCUUCAAUCGUCCAGCCCUGCUGUGCGCUAUGAAGCUGCAGGUACCUUGGUCACUCUGUCCAGCGCACCAACCGCUGUCAAGGCCGCUGCAUCUUGUUAUAUUGAUCUGAUCAUCAAGGAAAGUGAUAACAAUGUCAAGCUGAUCGUUCUCGAUCGUCUCAUCGCUCUCAAAGAUACUCCCGCUCACGAGAAGGUCCUACAGGAAUUGGUGAUGGACAUCCUGCGUGUGCUGUCUGCAUCCGACCUGGAGGUCCGUCGUAAGACCCUGGACCUAGCCCUGGACCUCAUCUCGUCUAGGAACAUUGAAGAGAUGGUGCUGGUGUUGAAGAAAGAAGUGAGCAAGACCCAGAGCGUCGGUGAGCAUGAGGACACCGGUAAAUACCGGCAGCUAUUGGUGAGAACCCUCCAUUCCUGCAGCGUCAAGUUCCCUGACGUAGCAGCCACGGUCAUCCCAUUGCUGAUGGAGUUCUUGAGUGACACCAAUGAGCUGGCUGCGGCUGAUGUUCUGGUCUUUGUACGAGAAGCUAUAGAACGCUUUGAGCAGCUCAAGCCUCUAGUCAUCAGUAAGCUACUUGAGGUCUUCCCAACAAUCAAGGCUGUUAAGAUCCAUCGUGCAGCCCUGUGGAUCCUGGGUGAGUACUGCACCACUAUAGAGGACAUCCAGAGCUUGAUGACUGAGGUACGCAACCUCCUAGGUGAGAUCCCAAUCGUUGAUGAUGAAAUCAAGAAGGCGGCUGGAGAAGACACCCAAGAGGAGAACGUUCAGGUGUCUGCAUCCAAACGUCUGGUCACAGAGAUGGGAACAUAUGCUACACAGAGUGCCCUUAGUGUUGUUUCCACCAAGCAAGAGGAACAAAGACCUGCUCUUCGUGGUUUCCUGAUGGAUGGUGAUUUCUUUGUAGGGGCAUGUCUGGCCACCGUUCUGACCAAGCUGGCUCUCCGCUAUCUAGACCUCUCCAAGGACCAAAAGCAACAGAACAGAUUCCUUGCUGAGUCUAUGCUUAUCAUGGCCACUAUCAUUCACCUUGGAAAGUCAGGCCUCGCUAAAACGAACAUCACCAACGACGACGUGGAUCGCAUCUCGACCUGUAUCAGGGUCCUUGCAGAGCGUCAUUCUCUCAUCGGUGACAUCUUCAAUAGUGAGUGCCGUCACUCCCUCCACGCCAUGCUACAGGCCAAACAGCUGGAGAGCAAAACUUCCGCUAAGGGUCUGUUUGAGAAGAAGGUUACUAGCGUCCAGGCGGAUGACCCUAUCCACUUCCUCCAGCUCCUAGCCAAGGCUGACACCGGUAACACGGAGGAUCAGCUGACCAUGAGCUUGACCCUAGCGACCAUGGGAACACCGGCUAGGAAGGAGCUUGCUGACCUAUCGGCAUCCAAACUCAGCAAGGUGACCCAAUUGACAGGUUUCUCUGACCCAGUCUAUGCCGAGGCUUACAUCAAUAUCAACCAGUAUGACAUUGUUCUGGACGUCCUGAUAGUCAACCAGACAAAAGAUGUACUUCAGAACUGCUCCCUUGAAUUGGCAACACUUGGUGAUUUGAAGCUAGUUGAGAAGCCUCAGCCGAUGACGUUGGCUCCCCAUGACUUCUGUAACAUCAAGGCUAACAUCAAGGUUGCCUCCACAGAGAACGGCAUCAUCUUUGGAAACAUUGUGUAUGAUGUUUCUGGCUCUCAGAGCGACCGCAGCGUCGUGGUCCUGAAUGACAUUCACAUUGAUAUCAUGGAUUACAUCGUUCCCGCUUCCUGUACCGAUGCUGAGUUUAGAACCAUGUGGGCCGAGUUUGAAUGGGAGAACAAGGUGACAGUGAACACCAACAUCAAUGACCUUCGUGAGUAUUUGAAGCAUCUGAUUUCAUCGACCAACAUGAGAUGUCUGACACCCGAGAAGGGUCUCUCUGGUGAGUGUGGAUUCAUGGCUGCCAAUCUCUACGCCCGUUCCAUCUUCGGUGAGGACGCACUCGCUAACGUGAGCAUUGAGAAGCCGUCUUCCACCGAACCCAACGCUUCGGUCACAGGGCACGUCAGGAUCCGAGCCAAGAGUCAGGGAAUGGCUCUGAGCAUGGGUGACAAGAUCAACCUCUCACAGAAGAAGGACAAGAACGUGAAGUAGAGUAGGUGGGACUACAACGAGAAUCAAUGAUAUACUUAGAAAUUCUACUACUGUGCUUCAACUCCGUAGUCCAUAUUUUACUAUAAUCUAAACCCAACAUGGUACAGCGAAACCUGUCUAUAAAAAACACCAAGAGAGACAAGAAAAGCGAUCUGUAUAGGCAGGUGGUCUUCGUGUACAGAUUCCUUUAGUACAGGUUUCAAUGAGAAACCAUUUUCAAGGGAUACAAAAAAUGUGGUCUGUGUAGACAGGUGAUCACUAGAGCAGGGUUGACUGUACUGUGCUUCUACUCAGUAAUCCAUAUUUUAUUCAAAUCUAAACCUAACGUACUAGCUAAGUUGAGGUGGAAUUUAGCAAAGGAAAGUAGACGAGGACUGCACUUUUUCAUUGGUUUACAUGACUGUGAUGUCACAAUGUGUUUAUCUGAAUUAUUGGAAUAUGAGACUUUAUGUUUAAACUAAUGUAUGUUAUAAAACACAGUAUUAAUUAUGCUAUUCAGUUAAAAAAUGUUUUAUAAUAAUGUUAAUAAUAGUAAUAUACAAAAGUAAUAUUAGGGCGAGUCAAAGGUAUUGGGUAUGUUGUGUCAUGCAUUAUCAUGAAAAAGGAAAAGUACAUGGAGAAGAAAAAAAGCAAGUGUCAUUUCCUUGUUAUUUUUUCCGAAGUUCAUAAGAUCUACUAAAAAUAAUAAUGUUUGUAAUGUAUGCGACAAAUAAAGUGGGUCUGCACAAUAUGACGUUGAACUCAAAGAGGGCAAAUUGCUUGAUUUAGAGGUCAUCCUUAUCCUUAAGAUAACCUUGACCUCAUUGUAUUUCCUUAUAGCUGUCAGCUUUACUUCUAUUGGUCUUGACCUUUCAGAACCCACGCAAUGUUAUUAUCAGAGCAAGAGAUUAAUUUGUAGUUCAAAGGUCAAAAUGGUUGAUUUAGAGGUCAUCCUUAUCCUUAAGAUAAACUUGACCUCAUUGUAUUUCCUUAUAGCUGUCAGCUUGACCUUUUGGAUCCCACACAAUGUUAUUAUCAUAGCAAGAGAUUAAUUUGUAGUUCAAAGGGCAAACUGCUUUAUUUAGAGGUCAUCCCUAUCUCAAACAUAAACUUGACCUCAUUGUACAUUUCCUUAUAGCUUUACUUCUAUUGAUCUUGACCUUAAGAACUGAUCUUUAGAACCCACACAAUGUUAUUAUCAGAGCCAGAGGAAGUUUGAUCACUGAUAAAUCAGAGCGAAAAGGAAGUAAAUAACAUUUGUGAUCAGACGUUGAAGGGUAGACCAUCACCUAGGACUUCCUUUCGGCCAUUGACUCAUUUCAACCAAGUCGUGUGAGAAGGCACUUUAAGUUUGUAAACAUGUGUCACAAAUACAACCCAAAUGUAAACUGCAUGGUGUAUGUAGAGUACAGUAGUUAUAAAUACAUUAUCAUCAAGUCUUUUUAUUCUUUUCUCAGAUAUUUCAUACUUGUAUAAUUAUGGUUUUGGUAAUUAUGGUAUAUGUGACAGCUCUAUAAUCAUCACAUUUGUGCAUCGUCAGUUCAAGAGUUUUGAUAUUUAUUCACAUGUCCUUGUACAAGUUUGUCACACAGCCGCCAAACGUUCCCAUUUUGGAGGAAUGGUUUUAACUUUUUGCCUUUAAAGUAUUGUUUUGAACCCCAGAUCCUUCUCUUUUUAUGAAAACUUCUGCAAUAAUAAUAAUAAUAA